UGCGCAGCACCGGGAUCGCAGCCGGGACACUCUCGGCUAGGGGCUCCGCGCCCCUGAUCCGCCUCCGCAACCCUCCUGGGCACGAGGUGACACGCCCUCGGUUCCCUAGGCGCGCGGAGCCCGGGAGAUUUCUUCAGGAUCAACUGCGCGGCGGCCUCCCUGGGCUCCUUGCCCCGCCCCGGGUCUCCGCCCCCUCCCCUUUGGCUAGGGAUCUUGGACCCGGAGGCGACCGCCUAAGAAGCUCGAGCAGCCUGGACCCGGAGGCGGGCUGGGGGCCGCGGAGCCGCUGGCCACCGACUCUCCCCGCCAUGUGACUCGAUCCUCCUGCCUGCGAUCCCAGUGCCAGCGCCCGCGCCCUGCCGCGCUGCGCAUCAUGCUCUUGCCGGGACACCCGCGCCCGCCGCCCGCGCCCCAACCCGCGCAGAAUCCCGGCCUCCGCAGGCAGGUAGAGCCUCCCGGGCAGCUCCUGAGCCUCUUCUACUGCACGGUCCUGGUGUGCUCCAAAGAGACCUCCGCGCUCACCGAUUUCUCCGGUUAUUUAACCAAACUCCUGCAAAACCACACCACCUAUGCCUGUGACGGGGAAUAUUUGAACCUACAGUGCCCACGGCAUUCUACAAUAAGUGUCCAAUCGGCAUUUUAUGGGCAAGAUUACCAAAUGUGUGGUUCCCAGGAGCCCGCCUCCCAGAGGGAAGACAACCUGACCUGCGUGGCAUCCACCACUUUGCAGGUGCUGGAUGAAUGCCAGAACCAGCGGGCCUGCCACCUCCUGGUCAAUAGCCGCGUCUUCGGACCUGACCUUUGUCCAGGAAGCAGUAAAUACCUCCUGGUCUCCUUUAAAUGCCAACCUAAUGAACUAAAAAACAAGACUGUGUGUGAAGACCAGGAACUGAAGUUGUAUUGCCACGAGUCCAAGUUUCUCAACAUCUACUCUGCCACCUACGGCCGCAGGACACAGCAGAGGGACAUCUGUUCCUCUGAAGCAGAGCUGCUGCCCCCCUUCGACUGCCUGUCCUACACAGCUUUACAAGUCCUGUCCAGGAGGUGCUACGGGAAGCAGAGAUGUAAGGUCCUCGUUGAUAAUUACCACUUCGGAAGCCCCUGUCUUCCAGGGGUGAGAAAAUACCUCACUGUUGCCUACGCAUGUGUUCCCAAGAACAUACUCACAGCGGUUGAUCCAUCCAUUGCUAAUUUAAACCCUUCUCUGAAGAAAGAUGAUGAAUACGGUAUAAAAUUGGACCCCAGCGGAUCGAGGGUUGUGCGGAAAGAUGGUGUUAUCGUCAGCAACUCCCUGGCUGCGUUUGCUUACAUUCGAGCCCACCCCGAGAGAGCCGCCCUGCUGUUUGUAUCCAGUGUCUGCAUCGGCCUGGUCUUCACGCUGUGCGCCCUGGUCAUCAGAGUGUCCUGUACCAAGGACUUCCGGGAGCUGAAGCAGGGGAGGGAGCAUCUGGUGCUAGGGAGCGAGAAGGCUGAGGAGGACAGCGGGGAGGAGGUGGAAGAGGAGGACUCCUCAGACUCCGAGUUUCCUGUGGAACUGUCCAGGUUUUGUAGGACUUCGUAUCCGGCCUACAGCUCCAUAGAGGCCGCUGAGCUGGCAGAAAGGAUUGAGCGCAGGGAGCAAAUCAUUCAGGAAAUAUGGAUGAACAGUGGCCUGGACUCCUCAAUUCCAAGGAACAUGGGCCAUUUCUACUGAAAACCAGAGGCUCCUGGAUGAGACCACACUUUCUGAAGCGGGAAGGGUCCAGAACGCCGUCUCCCCACUCCCUCGAGUUCUGGUUCACUUGUACCUUCUAUGAAGGAGAAUCUGUCAUGUCAACUGAGACGGAUGAAGCCGGAAAGCUGUCAAAGGGACGUCUCACACUGUUUACAGCACACCCUGGAAUAAAUUGGGAGGAAGAAGA
This is a messenger RNA of Peromyscus californicus insignis, 1901 nucleotides long. RefSeq names its product eva-1 homolog C (gene Eva1c). The record is from RefSeq and is a predicted model, not a curated record. The transcript is spliced from 8 exons. Gene Ontology annotation, cellular component: extracellular region. The coding region runs from base 374 to 1693 and encodes 439 amino acids. NCBI's taxonomy places the organism in Eukaryota, Metazoa, Chordata, Mammalia, Rodentia, Cricetidae. Gene Ontology annotation, molecular function: heparin binding; carbohydrate binding.